Molecule: messenger RNA, 468 nt
Organism: Mercurialis annua (annual mercury)
Lineage: Eukaryota; Viridiplantae; Streptophyta; Magnoliopsida; Malpighiales; Euphorbiaceae
Product: F-box/kelch-repeat protein At3g06240-like
Exons: 1
Coding region: 1-468 (155 amino acids)
Source: RefSeq, a predicted model, not a curated record
AUGCGUUUCGACAACAGAGAUUUCGAUGACUACCUGUCUCUCCAACCCCUUUUCGACCCGGCCAACGACGUCUAUAAAGUGGUUCUGGUUGGCUCUAAUAAUGGUCUUGUCUGUCUCUAUUAUGCCUAUACCAAAGAUCCAGGCAGCAUACAUAAGUUGGUUAUUUGGAACCCUUCAAUUAGAAAAUUGUUGCUCAUACCUCAACCUAGCCCUCUUUUUUUUUCUCCGAGUUAUGAAAAAUUAAUUGGGUUUGGGUUUGAUUCCAGAACCGAUGAUUACAAAUUGUUAUUGACUCGGUUUUCGAUGAACCCUAUUAAAGAUGUGGUUCUCUAUUCACUAAACUCUAAUUCUUGGAAACAAAUCACUCAUGUUGCUCUUAACUACACAAGGGGCAGUAAUAUGCCUGAGACUACUCCAGCUUUCGUGGAUGGCAGGUUCCUUUGGUCUGUAAUUGCGGACAAGGGGUAG